Biomphalaria glabrata is the source of this 3138-nucleotide messenger RNA. RefSeq lists its product as uncharacterized. The transcript has 9 exons. Bases 872 to 2143 code for a protein of 423 amino acids. The record is from RefSeq and is a predicted model, not a curated record. NCBI's taxonomy places the organism in Eukaryota, Metazoa, Mollusca, Gastropoda, Planorbidae.
CCUAAUUUCUUUGAAUUCUUAGCUCUCAAACACAUGGCCGUUCCCAUGUGGAAAGUACGGUCCCAUUUGUAAAAUGAGCCGAAUGCAUCACCCUCUUCAUUCUCAAUGACAAGCCUUAUUGGUUUUAGAAAUUUGCACACAGGGUGUAGGUUGACACGAUCUACCAUGAAUUUUUACGUAGGCGCAAAAUGACUUACGAAUGGCGCUUUUAUUUCCAUGCUCUAGUUUGUCUUUAAAACUUUAUAUUCAAUCACUGAAAUUCAGACAAUAAAACGCAUUAAAGGAAAGAAUCACCUAUAUUUAACAAUUCGUUUUUUUUUUUAAUAUCUUGUAAUAACAGGAAUUAACAUUGUUUUAGCUAUUCAUCUGUGACGUGGUUCAGCCGUAGAUGAUUUGGUAUCAUUUAUUGUUUUGAAUAGCUCAAAUAAGUUUCAGUGGAUAUAGAGUUUGUGAAUUUCGUUUACACUUCAUGAGAAAAACGGAUUCAUCUGGUGAAAAUCUAGAUUAUGUACUAAUUAGCUUUAGGUACAUAGACACUUUACAGUAUAAGUGUCAAGCACGUUGUCCAACAAAUAUGAAAAUUGUAUUCUCAUUUCAGUGGAGACAUGUAGCGUAGGAAAUGACGUGUGAUUUUUGUUUCAGUUUGCGUUCCAAAAUAACGUUAUGACGUUUUAUUUCUGUCAAAAAUGUUAAGAUUCAGAAGUGGUAGAAGUACAUGAAAGUCAUUGGCUAUUAUUCUUUCAAGUAGUUGACUCUUUGUUUUUAUUUCAAAAUGGCACAUUUUUAGAGAAGAUUUUAUAACUAAAAAAGUCUACUUCAAGUGACUUGUCAUGUUUAGCGCCAGAUGUUGUGUUCUGUGACAUAAGCUGUUAUGAAAGUAUCUAAAGAAGGCGGAGAUAUAAUGAAGGAGUCAAGUUUUCUGAAGCUAAUCCUAAUCUCUUUUUUUAUUGACUGUGUUGCUCAGCACUCUAAUGAGAUUUUAAAGAUAUCCAAGUAUAACAAAACAUCAUUGGAGUCAUCGUGCCAGGAAAGAUACGUUGAUGAAUCGGAUAGUCUGGUGUACCUUGCAGUCCUUCAAACAUCACAUUUGAAUAUGUCUCAAUUGUACGUUGCUCACUUCCAAAUGGAGCAAUCAUUGUCCCAGAGUUUUGAACAAAUGUGCAGUGUCAAAGUGUGGAACAGUUCGUGUGAAAGUGACCACUCAAAGUCCAACUGCUACUGUCAGAGUAAUGACGACGGAGUUCUCAGUUUAAUUCUGAACAUGACUGCCAACUUGGAGCAUUCUGAGAGAACACUUCAAUUCAUUUUAAGCAACGCUACAAGUGGAGAUUGGAACAUGACUGCAGAAACAAAGUUACCAAAAGUUUACUCGCCUGUUAAUUUAACAUUGCUGAUUAACGGACAGAGUCAAGACAAAUAUAUGUGCAAUAUCACAAAACCGACAGAAAUAAGAGACGUAGAGAUCACGUGGUGUGUUCAAAGUGUGUUAAACUACACGCUACACAUUUCUACGAGAUCUAGCACUAUACUGAACUCAUCAUUUAAUGGUUGUGUUAUGUAUACAUUAACCCCCGCUGUGAUAUUUGAAAAUGUUACAGUCUCUUAUAUUGAAGUGGACGAUUGUCAGAGGCAUCAGUCUUAUAGGUGUAAUAUUUAUUCUAGAGACAAUCAAAACUCUUGUGUGGACAUGUGCCAGGAUGUUGUUCUAACCCACGUUGUGAUUACUAUCAUAGUGAUUUUAAUAUCUUCAGUCUGUAUACUCAUCACUUUAAAAGACAACGGCACGCCCAUCAAUCCUCUACUGAUUGUUCUAUUUGUAUCUGUCAUUGCUCAGAUUAUUCUAGUCAUCAUCGCUGCUACUUCUAUAGAAUAUACUGGUGAUACAGCUUUACACAUAUGGAAGAUAAUGGCAAUUUAUCAAAGUGCAACUUACUUGUUGUUUAUCAUUAUAGAGUUUGUACUGCUAUGUACACAUACAAAAAUCGAUCGCUAUUGUAUAGAUGAACCCUGGGUCUAUUUGAUUAUUUUAAUAUGCAUUCAAUCUUUGGUUGGAUCAGUAUGUCUUCCAUUUAUCAUUAAAUAUUUAAUGAAGAAAAAACCAGAGAAAGACAUAGAACUGACGUACAUUGGUAGAAGGCAGUAAACGAGGAGAACACAAGUGAUACAAGUACAUUGUCUCACUCACUAAAGUUGUCUGUUUUUGAACAUCAAUGCUUUAUGAACAAUCAAGAUUAUAAAUUUUAGGCAGCAUUAAUUAGCAAUUAUUUGUUUGUGCUUGCCUGGAUGUGGCAAAAUAUGUGGGUCACAGCUAGGGCUGCGUGGCCACGGAAAUACUGCAUCCCUUUUUAAUCUUCGGAAUUAAAAGCAAGCCUUAUUAUUAUUAUCAUUAGUUAGCAAUUAUCGUCUGCAAGAGAAUGUAAGUAUUGGCAUUACUGCAGUGGCAAUAUAAACCAUUGUCACUGUUUGGGCAGGUUGCCUCAUAAUCUUAAAUGAACUUUGUUUAUAUUUGCUUAAUUUCACUUUACAUGUUUUUCCUUUGAUUUCAGUCAGUAGCACUUAGGCAUUCUUUUUCUUUCUUUUUUUUUAAAUUGAUUAAAUUGUGUCUAAUUAUUUAAAGGCUAUUGUUUUGCUAAAGGAGUUUCAGUUUCUGAUACUUAUAGUUCAGCAAUCUGAAUAUACCUGGAAGCAUUGCCUAGUUGAAAAAUAUUUUGAUAUAUGCUGUCUAAUUCCAGUGUGUAAACUACAGGGCAGACAGCGAGCUGGUUACAGGUGUGUAUAGCUUCACGCUGGACAGUUUAAAGUCAGCCACCAGGGAAAGGUUAACUGACUUUAGAUUACAAGAGCGCUGUGAACAAAACAACAGACAUAUCCAGAUAUAGCUAUACAUUUCUUAAACUUAUUAAAGGGUUAAGACAGAGAGUACGAUAGAAGGAAGGUGGGUCAAGAAACCUCUUGGUAACUAUGGAAAGGGGAUAUUUUAAAAAGCUUGGAGAUGCUAAUAGGAAGGAAAGAUGGUCGCUACUUAUCGAACACGAUUGGUCAGUCUUCGAUCAAUAUUAUUAUAAGUUCUGCAUCCAUAUUUUAUAUUUGUUUCAGGUUUGAGUUUGAAGGUAUUAAACCCAAUACAAUUACAACUAA